GAUAAUUAUGUCGUUUCAGCAAAGAGCUCAUUUUAAUACACUUCCUACGUAUUUAUAUUCUGCCUGCAUUAAGCAAAACAAUAAGUUUGAUAGUCAGCAUACAAGGGCAGAGAACUGAAUGAACAAAAUAGUAGGUUUAAGAAUAACCAUGAUGUCCAUUUCGUGGAUAUUUGCUGUGAUCUUAUGCUUCGUUGUCUUGAGAGUGCAUGGCCAUGGGAAAAUAAAAGUUACAACGGAAUCUAAACUUGGCCCAUGCAAUGAAAGAAAUUUUGGGGAAUUAAUUUUGGUCAAUGAUCGUAAAGGAAAGAACACUUUAUUGGUCUGCAGUGAAGUUGAAGGAAAAUUUGGAUGGAGUACAACAAACGAUGAUGGUCAGACUGGAGAAAUAUCUAAUCCAGGACACGAUUGCAUGUCAAUAUUGGAUGUUAAUCCUGAAGCCAAAGAUGGAUUUUACUGGAUAACACUGAACAACAGAAAACCAAAGAAGGCUUGGUGUGACAUGAAAACUGAUGGUGGAGGAUAUAUUCUUAUCGGUAGAACGAAUAGUUCCGGCAUAUGGGCAGUUCCAUCUAAUGACGAUGCAGUUGAACCAUUUGGCAAACCCCACUGGUGUAGCGCGCUGGGAAACACUGAUGUUAUUGAUUUCAGAGUUCAGAUGGCUUCCGAAGAGGAUUUUCAAAAGACGAAGGCGCAUUGGGCUUACAGAUUCAAAACUCCGCGCAAGUUAAAGAAUCUUAUGAUAAACAAAGGUGGUUGUUCAAGCUUUUCCCCGGGCAUUGGAAAUGUGAAAUACGUGAAAAACUUAGAAACUGGACAUACAGUUACCACUCAAUUUCGAUGUUCAAAGUUUGGUAUUGGUUAUCAUCCCUAUACGAAAAUUGGUUGGACAAUGAUGAAUUCAUGUCUUGAAAAACCAUGUCCGUAUGGAUUUGCAUUUCACCGGAGAUAUCCCAUUCAGCAAGACUAUUCAGGAUCGUUCAGUUAUAGUGCAACAAAGAACAUUUCCGGAAUCGAAUACGGAGCAACGGCCCAAGUUGGGUGCAGCCGAGGACAUUGUUGUGGUUGCCACGGACCUUCAAGAGGUAAACGGAACUAUUGUUUUGAAAAAUGCAAAGCUCAAAAUGGUGGAACAAUUGAAUCACACAUUUACUCUUGGUUUUGGGUGAGGACGUCUUCCCACAAGAAAUUUUGGACCAAAUGCAUUGAUUACAAAAUGAAGGAAAACGACACUUUUGUGUGGUAUAAGUUAAUCGGAAACAGUGAAUCGCCGAUCGAGGGUCGGUGCGAUACAACAGGAAAAGCACUCUUGUACGGUGGGAUGCUGGUUAUUCCAGAUAAUACGACGGCAGCAAAAACUCCUGUAAUCGAUGGUAUGAUUGUGUAUCGUCAGGACACGGAGAAAGUUUAUGUAACAAAACAUGAGAAACUACACCCUUUAGCAGAAGAAGAAGAGGUACUUGAGAUAAAAGAGGAGCUUAACAAAUCUCUUGAGAAAAAUGAGAAAUUACUCAGGAAAUUUGAAACACUAUGGAAAGCGUUAAACAAAAGCAUCGUGGAAACAAAGACGCAGUUAGCUGAAGUCAAAUCUAUAUUAAAAGUUGGUGAAUAUAGCAAUCCUGGAAAAUCCUGUUUGGACAUUCUUCAGCGGGCAAAAACAGUAUCUUUGGCAAAUGGAGAAUACUGGAUUAAAUUGGACAAUAAACCACUAAAAGUAUACUGUGACAUGAAAGCUGACGGAGGUGGCUGGACAUUGGUUAGUAACCUCGUUCUAAAGAAUUCGAAUGGAAUGGAUUGGUCUCUCCAGAAUGAUUAUCGUCAAAUUAGUGAGUACGAAAACCAAAAGCUCGCUCUUUCAACAUAUGCUCUUCGUGACUUGGGAUCGAAAAUGUCGUUCAAUCAAGUCAGAUUUUUUUGUCGAAAAACGACUCCGGGACGAGUCUUUGAUAUCGCAACAAAUAAAACCAACAAUCUUGGUCAACAAGUUGUUAAGUAUUUUGCUGCUCAGUCGAACACCCUUCCCAAUAGUUGUGGAUCUUAUUAUCGUUUACCCGAUGACAAUUCAAUUCUGGCCAGUGAGUGUUCCCGAUGGGGUUAUCAAUCAAAGUAUUUUGUUGGUAAAUGGCAUCAUGGUGGUUAUCCCAUCAAAGAUCGCUUAUUUAAUCACGCGGCAUUUGUUGGAGGCUACGUUCAUUGGCUAGUUCAGCCUUCAAAUGACCGUUGGGAAUGCGAUGAUUUUGUAUCAUCCUCAGGAUACACUAAAUCGCCAAACGAUUUUUGGAAAAUUUUCGUUCGUUAAUUGUUGGUUUAUCGUGCUAUUCAUAGAACGUCGUAAAACACUAUACUUUAUGUAGCUUACCAAAUAAUGUUACUCAAAAAUAUAUAGCGGUAAUUUUUUGGUUUUGCA
Molecule: messenger RNA, 2404 nt
Organism: Dendronephthya gigantea
Lineage: Eukaryota; Metazoa; Cnidaria; Anthozoa; Malacalcyonacea; Nephtheidae
Exons: 14
Coding region: 119-2296 (725 amino acids)
Molecular function (GO): oligosaccharide binding
Source: RefSeq, a predicted model, not a curated record